AUGCUGCUGAUCAACUGCUGGUCCAUACUCGCAGUGCAGCACUUUCUGGGCUCGAAGCCCGCUCUGGAGCGCGUUGUGGCAAUAUCAGCGGACGCAGCGAUCUCCAUCGCCAUGUGCGUCAUCGUGCCUUGUAUGCUGGUGGCUCCGUACGCCAACGCCAUGGACACCGUGUUUAUCACGAGGUUGAUGCUCGAGUUCCAGCUCACCUUCGCCUCCGGUCUGACGGACUUCGCGUCCGAAUCGCACCUGACCUUCAUCGAGGGCUGUCGCGCCUUCACCCGCCCGUGGUUCACUGGUCGUUCUUCCUGCGUGAGCCUCGUUAUCAACUGCCACGCUCGAGACAUCGAGUCACCGGACGACGGUCUCCUCGAUGCCAUUGAUGAGACCGCGCUAGCCACGCUCACAUUUACGCACUGUCCCGGUCUGAACAUCCCCCCAGCGAUCCAGAGGUUCAGCAACCUCAUGGUCUUCCACAUCUACAACUCGACCAUCACCGAGUGGAGUGGAGACGCGAACUCCAUCUCGGCCACCGCCCACCCUCGCCUAUUCGUCACUGCAGUCGCCCGACCGCACUUCCCAUUGGGGUUCCCAGCGGGACUGUUGCAGCCGCUUCCGGACUCGCUACUCAGCAUCCAGUUCUGCGUCACGGACGUCACUUCACUGCCGGACGACCUCCCAGCUCGCUGGCAUCCCAUGGCUGUUGUAGCCUUCGAGUACGGAGAACUCACUGAGAUCCCAGCGUCGCUACUGUCGCUGCAAGUGUUCACUCUGUCGCUGAAAGGCAACAGGAUCGAGACCAUCCCGCAACUUAUGGAGAUGGCUCCAGACUUGGAGGUCCCCGAGCUGUCGCUGACUGAAAACCCGCUGAAGGAGCUGCCCGAUAAGUUGGGAGCCCCCACGACGUUCAUCGACCGGUUGGACCUGCAGGGAACCAACUUGACCACGCUGCCGGCCUGGACGCAGACGCAGGUGCGCAAGACCAACUACAUGCGCGGAACUCCGUACUGCGCCACGGUGGCGACGGAGCUCUUGCCUGCCAAUUCCAAGGUGUCGGAUCUUGCGCUGAUGGCCGCGGGUGGCUUCAUUCCGAUGUAA
Molecule: messenger RNA, 1095 nt
Organism: Phytophthora sojae
Lineage: Eukaryota; Oomycota; Peronosporomycetes; Peronosporales; Peronosporaceae
Exons: 3
Coding region: 1-1095 (364 amino acids)
Source: RefSeq, a predicted model, not a curated record